AUGUCCAUCUCCGACAAAUCAGCAAGUCAGCCGCAAGGGGAGGGGCCAAGAGCCGGUGCUGGCUCUCCAGGUCCUGCACAAGGUCUCAUCGUCGUCCCGGAUUCGGCUCUGUUUCGAACGCCCAUCGUUCGACCAAUCCGGGUCCCCAUUAUCCUCCAGGUCAUCUCAACACCCGUUGCCUCGGGAGCUUCCAAUGAGAAGAGGUCUAUGCUGGAUAUCGGUGAUAACAAGACCCCUUUCACAUCCGAGAAGGCUGUCGUCACCCACGAAAAGGAUAUUAGUGGCAAUACAUCUCUGGCCGCCGGCGCCGCCGCUGAAGCCUUGGACUUUGAUGGCCCUGCCUCGUCCUCCAACAGGACUGGGUCCACUGCCUUCGACCCUUCCGACCCCUUGAACUAUGCCCGUAUGCGGAAAGACAAUGUCUCCCGAGCCCAGAUGAAAAAGGAGCACCCAACAGGAAACAAGAGAAAGCUCAAGAAGUACUACACACGGCAAAAUGAGCUCAUAGACCAAUUCCUCGGCGCUGGUGAUGAGGAACGGGCUGGCAUCGCCGAAGAGGUGAAAAUGGGGCCCAGGAUCCGGUUCGCCGUCAACGCCUCCUUUGCUGUCAACUUUUGCCUCUUCGUCAUCCAGCUGUAUGCAGCUGUAUCCACAGGGUCACUAUCGCUGUUUGCUACCGCGGCUGAUGCCUUUAUGGACCUGGUGUCUUCGUUUGUAAUGUUCACCACGUCAAGGAUGGCCGCCCGUCCCAGUAUAUACAAGUACCCUGUGGGACGAACUAGGAUCGAAACGAUAGGCAUUAUCUUGUUCUGCGCCUUGAUGACUACCGUGGCCAUUCAGUUACUGGUAGAGUCAGGAAGGUCACUCGGUGAAGGAGCACAACAUUCCGAACCACUGAAAAUUGUUCCUUUGGUCUGUGUCGCUUGCGCAAUUGGCGCUAAGUCAACCUUGAUGGUGUAUUGCUUCUUCCUCCGGAAAUACCCAUCUGUCCACGUCUUUUUCAUCGACCACCGAAACGAUAUUGUCGUCAACAUUUUCGGACUUGUCAUGUCAAUCGUCGGUGACCGGUUUGUGUGGUACCUCGACCCCGUGGGUGCCAUCUGCAUUGCGCUGUUGAUCCUGUUCUCGUGGGUGUCCAACGCCUUUGAACAGGUGUGGCUGCUCGUUGGAAAGGGAGCGCCCAAGGAGUUCAUCUCCAAGCUCGUGUACAUGACUAUCACCCAUGACGAAAGGAUUCUGAAGGUUGACACUUGCCGCGCCUACCAUGCUGGCCAGAAAUAUUACGUCGAGGUCGACGUCGUCAUGGACGAGAGCACGCCGCUCAAAAUCUCGCACGAUGUCAAUCAGGAGCUCCAGCGCAAGCUGGAAGGCCUGCAAGACGUCGAGCGGGCCUUUGUUCAUGUCGACUACGAGCACGAGCACGCCAUCGACCAAGAGCACAAGCCGCUCUACGAGGCGAGGAAGCCGCGGCGCACCCUGAAGGAGGUGCUUCUCUCCUUCAGGAGCCAGACGAAAAAAGGCGAUGACGAGACGGCCAGCGGCGGUGUAUUGAGCGGUAGGACGAGCGGGAACUCCUGA
This is a messenger RNA of Diaporthe amygdali, 1578 nucleotides long. Its product is annotated as cation efflux family protein. The transcript has 8 exons. Gene Ontology annotation, molecular function: monoatomic cation transmembrane transporter activity. Bases 1 to 1578 code for a protein of 525 amino acids. The record is from RefSeq and is a predicted model, not a curated record. NCBI's taxonomy places the organism in Eukaryota, Fungi, Ascomycota, Sordariomycetes, Diaporthales, Diaporthaceae. Gene Ontology annotation, cellular component: membrane. Gene Ontology annotation, biological process: monoatomic cation transport; transmembrane transport.